This is a messenger RNA of Coffea arabica (coffee), 785 nucleotides long. NCBI's taxonomy places the organism in Eukaryota, Viridiplantae, Streptophyta, Magnoliopsida, Gentianales, Rubiaceae. The record is from RefSeq and is a predicted model, not a curated record.
CCCCAGCAGGGGUCUCUCCAACUCCCUGUUAUUGAUUUUGAAGAUCAAUCAAGGUAGUCAGUCUUCUAAGAUUCCUUUUGUCCUUGAAGUCUAAGAAGCUAACAAGAGGGUCUUGCUGAACCCAAAAGAAGUAGGAAGCUCAAAGGAAAUACAGUUGAAAAUGGCAUUCGAGAAAGCUUCAAAGCCAAUUUCUAAGUCCUCCAUUCCCUCCAAGAAGAGGUGUAAUGGAGCAUCAUCAUUCAACAUUUGCGCCAUGGCUAGUGUCCUCUUGGAAUUGGCUUUCCUUCAGCUCAUUGCAUCUCUCCUGAUCCUGCCAAGCCCAUCUGAGGCAUUUUAUCGGGAGCCAAAGAGAGUUAAACUAACCAACAAUCACACGAACAUUUUGACAGUUAGGUGCUUUUCAUUCUACGAAAGUGAAACCACCGAACGAUGGCAUUUAAAGCCUAAAGAAUGGUUCAACUUCACAGUCCAACCUAAUAAACUCUUCCCUUCCAUGUCCAUGUACAACUGCUCCACCAAUAUGGGGGUGUUUGUAGCUUACAGUUAUGACUACGAGUGCGCCACAGAAGAUUACCCGACUUGUGACUGGAGGUUUGAUGAAAAUCGAACGUACCAUUUCAUUCAUAAGACAAAUACAUGGGUAGCCUAUGAUUACAAUCCUAAUUAUGAGUCUCUUGGAAGAGGGGGUGUUGUAAGAGGUUUCUUUACUAAUUGAGAAUGUUUAGUUGAAAAGGGGCAAAAAAAAAAAAAAAAUAGCAACAUACACUAGCUAAUAACAAGAAAAU